Stegastes partitus (bicolor damselfish) is the source of this 1641-nucleotide messenger RNA. Its product is annotated as 5-hydroxytryptamine receptor 3A-like. The record is from RefSeq and is a predicted model, not a curated record. Gene Ontology annotation, molecular function: transmembrane signaling receptor activity; extracellular ligand-gated monoatomic ion channel activity. Gene Ontology annotation, cellular component: membrane. The transcript is spliced from 9 exons. Bases 52 to 1473 code for a protein of 473 amino acids. NCBI's taxonomy places the organism in Eukaryota, Metazoa, Chordata, Actinopteri, Pomacentridae. Gene Ontology annotation, biological process: monoatomic ion transmembrane transport.
UAUUCUGUCAUGGUAGCACUGAAGGCUUAGCGGAGACCGAGGACGGCAGAGAUGAAGCCUGCAGAGAUCAUCUUCAUCUGUUUCACGCUGCUUCACGGUUUUGCAGCAGCUUUGAACUGCAGCAGCCCAACUCCUUCCUCCCUCAUCAGAGAAUUUAAGAAGAGCCUGUUUUUGAACAAUCUGGUGCGACCUGUCAAAAGCCUUUCACAUCCGAUGAACAUAACCAUCAGCAUCACUGUGGUGGGGAUUUUAGGAGUGGAUGAAAAAAGCCAAACACUGACCACAGUCUUAUGGCAAGUCCUGGAGUGGGAAAUAGAGGGACUGAGCUGGGAUCAGAAGCAAUGUGGAACGGAAAGAAUCUCUGUUCCUCGGGAAAAGCUUUGGGUUCCAGACAUUCACAUCGCAGAGUUCAUGGAUGAAGACGAAUUUCCUAUAACGCCUUACGUCUACUUAUACAACACGGGUCAUGUAUACGAUGACAAGCCGAUCAAAGUGGUCAGUUCAUGCAAGUUAGGAAUCUACACUUUCCCCUUUGACAUCCAAAACUGCUCGCUGACCUUUGGAUCAUAUCUUCACUAUGCCACAGACAUCAUGAUGAUUAAAGGCAGCACGUCUGAGGAGAUCCUGGAGGAGUCCAGACAGGUGCUGCAGACCAACGGGGAGUGGGAGCUCACGGACAUCACCAUAGCCGAGUUCAGUCUGGAUCUAGACGAGGGAAGCUACUCUGAGAUCAAGUACUUCCUCAUUCUCAGACGCCGGCCCAUCCUGUACGUGGUGAACCUCCUGAUCCCCAGCUGCUUCCUCAUCACCGUGGAUCUCUUCAGCUUCCUGCUGCCUCCACAGAGCGUCGACCGGUCCUCCUUCAAGAUGACCCUCAUCCUGGGCUACACCGUCUUCCUGCUCAUCAUGAACGACCUGCUGCCGGCCACCGGGGAGAGCACUCCUCUCAUCAGUGUUUUCUUCUCGCUGAGCCUGGCUCUGAUGGUGACCAGCCUGUUGGAGACGGUGCUGAUCACAAACAUCCAGUUCAGCUCCAGGCAGUACAGCGCCCUCCCUCACUGGCUCAGCAUCCUGGUGCUGCAUUAUCUGGCUCCGGUCGUGUGUCUCCCUCCAAAGAAAGAGAGCAGCCGAGUCACAGUCGUCCUCAACCCGGCCGCCAAAGAGCCAGUGAUGGGUAAAGGCAACACAGACACCUCAGGGAGUCAGAGCAGCUCUCCAGUAAAGCCCCCUUCAUUCCCUCCUCCCCCUCUGGAUCCGAUGCUGGAUGAACUGAGGAGGCUGAGCAGAGACAUCGCAGGCAUCCGACAGCAGGUGGACAAUUACAUCCAGGGGACCAAAGCCUCGCAGGAGUGGCAGAUGAUUGGGACGGUGGUGGACCGUCUCCUGUUCGGCCUCUACAUCCUCUUCAUCAGCGUCAGUUUCAUCACCAUCCUCUGCAUCUGGCUGCGGAGUAACUCAUAUGCAGUGGGUUAAAAACACGACUGAAGUCUUGUUCAUUAUAUCAGCUGCUUCAUUCUAAGAUGUGAUGCUUGUUGAUUAACUGUGUCAGACUGAUUUUCUACAUCAUGGAAAACUUUUUAGGCAUGUAAAUAUGAAAGAAACUCCUGCUGAGAUCAAGUGAAGCAAUAAAGAUUGGGACAA